UACAAUGUGAUUUUAGAAUUUGAGCUACACUGAUCGGUAUCUGCUGAAUCUUGAAGUGACAUAAAGGCCAUGUACAAUAACUGUCCUAAAUGUCUACCCAUGUGUGAAUUGCGUGAGCUAUUGUUUUCCUCGAGACUGGUUCCUGCUGUCCUCUAUUGUCUACUGUUACAUGUCUACAAAAUCUGACACCCUCCUGUAUUCAUUGAGACGACACCAAUCUGCGAUUGUCGGUUAGCGGGCAUUACAUUGCAAGAUACCUUGAUCACGUUGAUUGCCUGAGGCUGCUCAUUCAUAGGAUCAACAUGCCUUACAAGAACAGUGAUAAGAGAAAGGAGAAGUCCCGAGAUGCGGCCAGAUGUCGUCGCAGCAAGGAGACAGAGGUGUUUUACGAGUUGGCCCAAAAUCUGCCGUUGCCGAGCAGUGUCAGCACCCAACUUGACAAGGCCUCCAUCAUGAGGCUGACCAUCAGCUUCCUGAAGAUCUGCAAGAUUAGAGAGGAGAAAAAGUGGCACGAUGAUGAAGAGCAGUGUGAGGAUGGUGAAAUUGAGAAGCGUCUUCAUCAGAUGUACCCAAAAGCCUUGGAGGGAUUCGUCCUCAUCCUCUCUCGGGAAGCCGAUAUCGUAUACCUGUCUGAAAACACAGCCAAGUAUCUCGGCAUCCAACAGAUUGAACUGAUGGGACAGAGUAUUUUCGACUUCACUCACCCGUGUGACCAUGACGAGAUCCGUGACAUGAUGUCAGACCGCCCCCACGGCGCCAAGGCCGUGUCUGAGGAGCGCACGCUCUUCAUCCGCAUGAAGUGCACGCUUACCAGCAAGGGCAAGAGCGUCAACCUCAAGUCUGCAACAUACAAGGUGAUCAAGUGCACAGGGAGGCUGGUCGUAGCCAAGAUGAAGAGCAAGAAGGAGGCUGACGAUGCCUCCAUGUACCCCUACCUGCUGGCUGUUGGGGAGCCCAUCCCCCACCCUGCCAACAUCGAGGUCCCCCUUGACAGCAGCACAUUUCUCAGCAAACACAACAUGAACAUGACCUUCACCUACUGUGAUGACAGAAUCCAGGACCUGAUUGGCUACAACAGUGAGAAUCUGAUUGGUCGAUCCCUCUACAACUACCACCAUGCACUAGACAGUGAAGUGGUGGAGAAAGCUUUCAAAGAUCUGUUUGCCAAAGGACAAACUAUGACCGGUCAGUAUCGGUUCCUCGCCAAGAAUGGAGGCUACACAUGGGUGAUCACACAAGGCACUAUCAUCCACAACAACCGCACGCAGAAGCCCCAGUGGGUCGUGUGUGUCCACUAUGUCCUCAGUGCCGUUCAAGAGAAGAACAUGAUUUUGUCUGACGUUCAGCAGCAAACAGCGGAUGACCUCUUGUCCUUCAAGAUGGAGCAGAGCACAGACAAGAUAUUCGGACCCAGGACAAAGGACAUGGAGCAGAACUACUUUGUUCCUGAGGAACUCAAGAACAACAUAACAUUGGUGAACAAUGAGCCUGCCGAUCUGUCCUACUUGGCCCCUACAGCUGGAGAUGGGUGUGUCCAACUUGGCUUCCCUAUCUACUCCCAGGUUGCUGAUUUCGCAUGCAUGGACAAAGACCUUCCCCCUCCAAUGUGCAAGGAAGAACCUGAUCCUGGACCCAGAGACGUUCACCGCAGUCAGGAGUUGUACAGCAACAACCCCUCACCUGCCUCCCUCUCACCCAGGAUUCAGAGCCCUGAUGAGUACCAGACCAUCGCCAGCCCCACUGAUGUCGACCUCAUGGAUAAAUUCUUCUCAACGAUGGACGCCACACAGAAGUCAGGCUCUGACAGUGACAUGGAGGACGUGGACCUGAACAUGAGAGCCCCGUACAUCCCCAUGAACGCCGACGAGGACUUCAGCCUCGUACCUCCCAGCACAGACUCACUCUUCACACUGCAGAGUGACUUCAACCCAGGACUUUUCGGCCGGACUGAGUCCGUGUUCAUGGACAAGAAUGCUUUCGAGAUCCCCCGCUGCCCCAUGCAACCGAGUGUUCGAGACAUGAUCGGAGGGAGUACUGUGGUAGCAAGCAUAAAGCAGCCGCCUGACACCAUGUUACUGCAAGUCAAACGACCUCUGGACAUGAAUAGCCUUGAAAAAGGGCCUCCUGUUGCAAAAGCAGUAAAGCGGAAUGAUCCGAGACCCUUGCUUGGAGUCAUGCCCACUCCAAGCAGGCAAUUCCAAACGCUGUUGCUGCCGCCUCCGCCCAUGAGGUCCAUGAUACCGGGCAAAAGCUGUCGCUUCAGCGUAAAUCCAUUUUGUCUUCCAGAAGGUUUGCCCACCAAGGAAAGCGUAUUACUUAAUUUAUUACUCACCGGUGAAGACCGUAACCAUGGUUACAAAGUCAACUCAACUCUCCAACGAAUGCGUGGGUUGAAACAUGAUACCUUGUUCACGGACUUGACUCGCCAAGACUGUGAAGUGAACGCCCCCGUGCAAUCUCAACGUCUUCUGCAAGGCGAGGAUCUGCGACAAGCCCUUGAUGCGGACUGUCGGCUCAACAAGCGCAACCUGGCGGCCGUCAUGUAGUCAAGUGGCAACCUCGACCUCUACGAGGUGGGAACACGACUUAGACACGGGGAAGCAACUUGCCCCCGAUUGUGCAGCUUCUGGUUAGCACUGAUCUGCACGCUUGUAGGAUAGUACGAUAGACUGCCCCGGGGCAGACUUCUUGGAUAAAUGAGAUUUGAUUAUCUUCCCUAGCCAGUGUAAACAGGCACUAAUAUUGGUUUACUUAUUCUUGAUGGUUUCCUGUGUAAUCAUGUCAUGUGUUUUAUUGGUAUUUUGCUGCAGACACUUUCGCUAUAUAGGAAAGUGUUCUUGUUCAUUGGACUGCAGAGUGGAUUUGUUUCAACAAGAGGUUUAAUCUCUUGACUUUCUUUUUUGCUUCACAGAAUCAUUAUUUCGCUUUCAUUAUGACCAUGGAUGGGUCAUUUCGUGCACAAAGAAAUUUUUUGUCGUCUUUUUGCAUCAGCGACAGUUGAUGUGAGAUAGGUGAAGAGGAAUUCUUUUCCAAAUAAAUUGGACAGACGGUCCAUGAACAUUUGGGACAUCGUCCAUUCUAUUGUCCAUCCAUCAUCCACAACCUUUUUAUGUUUUAUACUUAAUUUCCAAGACCUCCGGUUAACAGAUAAAUGUUUUUUAACAGAAAAACGAUUAAAAUUCAGAAUUAAAUUAUUUGCUUUGUUUUGUAAAAUUGUGUUCAGCUUCUUUACAUUUUAAGCCCAGUAAGACGUGAAAUAACAUAGGGCAGUUUAUCUUAAGAAAUGUACACUAAAGUCGAACUUUACAAAUAUUCAGACAGCCUUGUGAUGUGUUUUAUGUAAUGUGUGCUGUCUUGUUUGUAAAUGAUAUGACAGCCUUUGAAAUUCACACGUCUGCUAGCCGAGACUGUAUGGUGCCGAGGACAAGUGAACCUCCAAUGAUGGUAGCCCUCGUUGGUGUAUCAUUGCAUCAAUUUUUCAAAUCAUUGAAACUGAAUAAAACUGAUUGAAAAUGUAAAAAUAUUAAACAUUUUCGUCUCGAUCUAGCAGGACUAGCUACAAUCUCAGAGGACUAGUGAAAUAAAGUUUCCUCUGGACAAGUUUUAAAAAAUCCAAUUUCUGAGGAUGACUGACAUUUAAUUGUUUCUGCUGAUAGACUGUUUUCAUAGCUGACCAGGACGCUGUUCCACAAAGGGAUCUUGUCUAUUUUGAAUAGACUUAUAGGAGAGGAUCGUCUUAGCACUAAUAUAGUUUGGUGAACCAACAAUGCGGUUUAAUCAUUACAACUGUCUUAAGUUGAUGUUAAAUUAAAGUGUAGAGUAACGAUCGCCUGAGUGCUAAGAUCACUUUGCGGAACGGGGUCCAGCAUUGUGGUUCUGGAUAUGUAUAGAGCAUGUUGAUGUGCUUUAAAAAGAAUCUUAAUCACAUAUUUGACCACCAUUGUGCCAUUCUGUGUCUGGUUUGGCGGAUUCAUGUCAAACAGGCAUUAUCGUAUUGUUAUUUGUUGUAUUAUGAAAUAUAUAUAAAUAUUAUACUGAAAAUGUCAAAAAAAAAGAGAAUGAUUCGUAGAACAGAAUGUGGUUUUUAUUGGAGUGUAGUGGGACCAAGCUCACUGCCAGCAUUACCAUGGAAACAACACAUGAUUAAUAUGCCUGAAUUUCACCCAAUCAAAAUGAAGUAUUGGGAGGUGAUACGCAGCUGAUAUAAAAGUUCAUGGAAAACAGCACAAGAAUGACAGAACAGUUCUUCCCUGUAGUUCAAAUCUCAUAUACUUAACUUUGACUUGAUCUAGUCUCAUCUCAUCCCACAUCACAUCAGCGUUGCUGUUAACAAGUUGUUGCUAUGUUCUGUAGUGUAUGCUAUCAAGAAUGUGGCUGAGUCUGUUGGACACAGUGAUUGAUCAUGGAUUAUUCACUCUGAUAUUGGCAAUAUUAUUCUUCAGAUCAUGCUACAGAAUUGAAAAAUUUGUAAUUUUUUAAUGUUUUGAAAAUUCACAUUUUCAUGAUGUUGGUAUUGGAGAGAGUGGAGUAUUUUUUAAUGGACAUGGUUUGAAAUACAACUUAGAUUUGUUACAAUUGUACUUGAAUAUAUGUAAAACAUAGAUUUCUCACAGUUGUUUCAAUUUGGUCAUGUUAAGAAAAGUUUUGAAAUCACUCUCGCAACAGAGAGCUUCACUUAUACUCGCAUAUUUUUAAUAUUCUCCCAUAUUUUUCAGAUGCAUUUUGUUACAAAUAUUUGACACAGUGUGUUAUUAAUGGUAUUAUUAUGAUAGAAAUAAAGUCAUCUUUAUUCCA
This is a messenger RNA of Haliotis rufescens (red abalone), 4794 nucleotides long. RefSeq names its product hypoxia-inducible factor 1-alpha-like. Bases 303 to 2546 code for a protein of 747 amino acids. Lineage: Eukaryota; Metazoa; Mollusca; Gastropoda; Lepetellida; Haliotidae. The record is from RefSeq and is a predicted model, not a curated record. Gene Ontology annotation, molecular function: DNA-binding transcription factor activity, RNA polymerase II-specific; RNA polymerase II transcription regulatory region sequence-specific DNA binding; protein dimerization activity. The transcript is spliced from 15 exons. Gene Ontology annotation, biological process: cellular response to hypoxia; regulation of transcription by RNA polymerase II.